UCCCCUUCUCGUCAGUUGAAGUGUUUUCUCUCCCCUUCUAGUCAAUUGAAGUAUUCUUCAUCCUUUUCUCGUCAACUGAAGUAUUUUUUCUCCCCGUCUCAUCAAUUAAAGUAUUUUUCAUCCUCUUCUCGCCAAUUAAAGUAUUUUUCAUCCCCUUCUUGUCAAUUGAAGGGAACUUCCUCCCCUUCUCGUAAAUUAAAGUAUCAAGUUUUCUUGAGCUUCAGAGGUGAAACACGCCGUAACUUCACCAGCCAACUACUCCAAGCUUUGAAAGCCACCGGAAUGAAUGUAUUCUUCGAUGAAGAAAAAUUGGAAAAAGGGGAGCAAUUUGCGGGACAACUUACCCAAGCAAUUGAAGUCUCAAAUCUCUCGAUAAUCAUUUUGUCUGCCGACUAUGCUUCUUCGGAUGUAUGCUUAGCCGAACUCUCCCACAUCAUGGCCCUCACGCGCAAUCAAGGGCAUAUUGUUCUUCCCAUCUUCUUCCAUGUUGAUCCCUCCGAUGUGAAAAAUCUACGUGGUAGUUUCAAAAAAACCUUUGAUAAUCAUGAAUCAAACGAAAAACUUGAUCAAGUGAAAGUGAAGCAAUGGAAAGCUGACCUGGCUCAAGUCGGAACAUUAGAUGGAAUUCAUAUAAAAUGCGACAAACCUGAAGCCGAGCACAUCAAGCAUAUUGUUGGAUAUGCUAUACAAAAGUUGAUGAAGCAUCAAGUUUUCUUGAGCUUUGGUGACGACACGCGCCUCAACUUCAGCAGUCAUCUUCUCAAAGCUUUGGAAGACACGGGAAUAAAUGUCGUCUCCGAUAAGGCGGAGAUUGAAAUCUCUCAGGCAGUUGCAGCCUCAAAUCUCUCAAUAAUCGUUUUAUCUAAAGACUAUGCUUCUUCGGAAUCAUGCUUAACCCAACUCUCUGCCAUCAUGAGCACUGAAAAACAUAUUGUUCUGCCCAUCUUUUACCACGUUAAACCUUCUGAUGUGGAGAAUCUCAGUGUGAGUUUCAAAGCUUCCUUUGAUCACCAUGAAUCAAAUGGGCUACUGCAAGUGCAACAGUGGAAAAAGGACUUCGCUGAAGUUGGUAUAUUACAAGGGUGGCCUAUAGAAGGAGGCUAUUUUGAUAGACCUGAUACUGAAUUCAUUGAAGAAGUCGUUCAAUAUGUCAUAAAAAAGUUGAACCGCCAGUCUAAAAGCGUUUCUGAUGAUUUGGUUGGAAUAGAUGAUCAGAAAGAAACGAUUUUGAGGCUGAUUGAACAAGAAGACAGUCGUGUAAUAGGACUUUGGGGGAUGGGUGGUAUUGGCAAAACCACCCUUGCUGAUGCUGUAUACCAUGAAAUCUCCUCAGAGUUUGAACUCAUUGCUUUCUUCAAAAUGUUAGAGAGGAAAUUGAAGACAAAAGAAUGAAUUCUGU
Messenger RNA from Hibiscus syriacus, 1399 nucleotides. RefSeq names its product disease resistance protein RPV1-like. Gene Ontology annotation, biological process: defense response; signal transduction. The coding region runs from base 283 to 1392 and encodes 369 amino acids. Gene Ontology annotation, molecular function: ADP binding. Lineage: Eukaryota; Viridiplantae; Streptophyta; Magnoliopsida; Malvales; Malvaceae. The record is from RefSeq and is a predicted model, not a curated record. The transcript has 3 exons.